Messenger RNA from Drosophila takahashii, 410 nucleotides. RefSeq lists its product as uncharacterized. Lineage: Eukaryota; Metazoa; Arthropoda; Insecta; Diptera; Drosophilidae. The record is from RefSeq and is a predicted model, not a curated record.
UGUGCUAAACACAUUUCAAACAGGCAUUAAAAUAAGUAAAAUAAGUUUAUUCCAAAUUUUUAGUUGGAAAUGAUAUUGGUUUAAACGAAAAUUUUAAGUGCACUAUGGCGGAUCCAGAUCUUAAUGAUCUUGAAGAGACUGUGGCCCCGCCCAUAGGCGGCGAUAUCAACUUCAACUUGAACAACGAGCGAUUAGAUUGCGAGCAUUUGGAUCAAAUGACGGAUAACUGGACGGAUUUGCAAAGGCCCUCGUUCGUCACCGCUCUGCUGCGAUUUUUUGGCAAUGUUUUUGUCGACAUAUUCAAUGCGAUCUUCAGUUGAAAAGCUAUACAAGAAUCCCCGUUUAUCCGUAGUCAACCGAUGUAUCACCUGAAAAGGUUCACCAAUUUACCAAAUAAAUUGUAGUAUAAA